AUGCGUUACAGUGCAAUGCCGAUAACUGCACCCAAUGAGUUUUACUAUUUUGGUGUGAUACAGUUACCACAGGUUAGUAUAGAAUACAUAAUGCGUAGAAUACCGCCGCCACCAGAAUAUUAUGGAUUGCCACCAGUCGAAAAAGCAGCAUAUCUAUUUUAUUGUCUUCUUUACCAGCAUCAUUAUCAUCCUGUAGACUUGUUUCAUAAAAAAUUCAAUCGCGAAUAUUUCAGUUACAUGUGUGAAGGUGACUCAGCUGAAAUUGCUCUUUGGAAGAUAUGUAAGCAUACUCAAGAAGAAUUUCUGGCGAAACGUUCGGCAAAUCACUUGAAGGCUUAUGAAAUGUCUCAAAAACAGUUAUUUAGUGAUGAUCGUGAAACGCUUGAUAGCAGGUUUUCAUUUUCUGGCUUUCAUUUUUUGAGUUGGAGUAGGCCCUUCACUUGUGUGCAGCUUUUACUUGAUGUUAAAAAUUCGGAAACUGUUCUUGAAAUACGCGAUAUGAGAAGUUUGAUUGUUGAUCAGAAGUUGUUGUAUGUGGUGAGUGCAAUCGAAUCGUUCCGAGGUCCUUUGGUUCCGGGAUUCACUCAAACACAUUCUGUGCUUCUGUACAUCCAGCGUCAGAUCGAUAUAAUUCUGAAAUCCGAGGCAUAUCUUAAUAGUGGCGCAAAUGACUGUCUUCUUAUGUGGCAGCUUUUGGAAAUGUUGGUACAACAGCAAGGGCGAGUAACCGGACCCGAUUUGUCGCGAUUGCUAAUGAAUGGUUGUCAUGUAAUCGAACAUCGACGAAACGAAAAUCAAGUAGAUCCUAAAGCAUACGAUCGAUUUACACAAUUUCUUCUGGGUGGUCAUGUAAAAGAAGCUCUUGACAGUGCAAUGAAGGAUGGACUGUACUCAGAUGCCAUGAUUUUAGCGCGUCGUAUAGCUAUCAAUGAACCUCAUGAACUUGAUAAAGUUGAAACAGCAUUUUUGUCCCAUCGUUCAGAUUUGAAUCCUGUUAUGACCCUGCUUGCUGUCGCGAAUGGGCAGUCAGCUUCAGUUCUAACAAAUCCACCAGUAGAUGACGCAAAUAGCUGGCGUCCCCACGCAGCUAUAAUAUUGGCGAACUUGAAUACACCAGCAGCUUUUGGAGCAGUAUAUCAACUUGGACAUGCGCUUGGUCGCCGCGAAAUGCACAUAGCCGCCGAUUUUUGUUAUCUUGCAGUCAGCCUUUUAGCACCCAGCUAUAAUCCUUUUUCACCAUGUUUUGAGAGUCGUCAACACAUAACGCUUAUCCAUGCAACAUUACCUGGUGAUGGAGCAUUGAAUUUUGAAUCAUUAAAUGGUUUUUCGGUAAUUGAUUUGCAUGCCACCGAAAUUUUCCAAUUUGCUACGAAAUUGGCUGAUGGCUGGAUAUCACAAAAUUUAAACAGAUCUAUAGCUUAUCAGAUGCAUCGACUUGAAUAUACUGAAAUGGUCUCUGAAUUUGGAAAUUCAGUGGAUGCAUUUCGAUACUGCGUUGAGAUUGCUCGCGAUAUAUGGAAUCGUUGUCAUGAAAUCAAUAUCAAGCAUCUUGAACGACUGUAUGAAUUGGCUGAAUCGUUAAUAGAUGAACGUCGGAAAAGAAUUCAAGCUGUAGAAGGUGUCUUGUCAUGUAUAUCUGAAGAAGUCGACACUGUACCAGAUUUGACUGAGGUAAUUUCUUUGCAUUUAUUGAUUAAUUUCCAACAUGGGCAUGGUUCAGGAAUUUUUUCGAAAUUAAAAGCAACCAUUGCUAAGGCAAUCCCAGCAAGCAAUGAAAUGAUUCUUCCUGAUGACAAAAAUCCAUCAAUUGUUUGGGAUCCGAAAUUGAAUAGGUAUGUCGGAGAAGGCAUUGAAGAAAAAUCUGUUCCAGAGCCUCCACCAUCAGUCAAAUCCAAUUCUGAGGCAGUAAAUGGUCCUUCAUCUGGUCGUAUUGGUGGCUUGACAGCUGCUCGACUUAGCGGCGGAUCAAGAUAUUUCAAUCCGCUGAUUGAAACAUUGCCUUCGAAGCCAGUGGCUCAGACUCUUCCUCUUCUGCCGCCAACACUAGUCACUGCUAGCUUUGGUUUUAUACCUUCUACACCUGGUAUUCUUAUUCAAGAUUCAAGAUCGUAG
Molecule: messenger RNA, 2112 nt
Organism: Thelazia callipaeda (thelaziosis nematode)
Lineage: Eukaryota; Metazoa; Nematoda; Chromadorea; Rhabditida; Thelaziidae
Source: the annotation of a GenBank genome assembly